GGUUUGUUUGUCUGUGUUUGUCUCUCCGCUACAGCGACGCGACGAGCGAGUCGAGACGACAGCGACGAGUGCGACGAGUGCGACGAUGAGCAGCUACUAUUCCCGGUCACCACCACCCCUGCAGCACCCGGUCCCCACUCACCCGGCAUUCAUACCUGAGCCACCCUCCACCCCAGGCCCAGGCUCACCCCCGCAGGGCUACCACAGAUACCAGCCUCAACCACACCUGCCCGACUUUGCAGCAUGGGGCAUGAACGACACCACCGCCCAGUUCGGAAUGCAGCUCGGUCAGAGUGCAGUCGCUGCAGGUCAUGAAUAUGUCCAGAAAAACUUCGGCGGUUUCAUUCCCCUGACCCUCCUCAAACACCACUUCAACGUCUCCAAUUCGUAUGUCAUGAAGAAGCUGCAAAUUCUCCUCUUCCCUUGGAGACACAAACCCUGGUCACGCAGAGUACGCAGGUCGGAAGCAGGUCACACCGAAUGGCAGCCUCCCCGGGACGACGUCAACAGUCCGGACCUCUACAUUCCUCUCAUGGCGUUUGUCACUUACAUCCUCAUUUCUGCCCUGCAAACUGGUCUUCAAGACCGGUUCCAUCCACAAAUACUCGGCGCGUCUGCGUCGCGUGCCCUCGUCGUUCUCCUUCUCGACUUCUUGUUCGUCAAAGGCGGCUGCUACUUGCUCAACGUACAAAGCUCUAGUCAACUCACAGAUCUCGUUGCAUAUGGCGGCUACAAGUUUGUCGGCGUCAUCCUCACCCUCCUGACCGGACUGGUCAACUUCAGCAGGACUGUAUAUCUGCUGGUCUUUGCCUACGCUUUUGCAGCCAACGCAUUCUUCCUGCUCCGUUCUCUCCGAUCGGUCGUUCUCCCAGACCUGUCUUCGGCAACGACACCAGUGACAGUGUCACAUGCCCAACGGAAGCGCCGAAUCACGUUCCUGUUUCUCGAGGCUGUCAUGCAGGUGGUCUACAUGGGUAUACUAGUCAGGGUGUAGCUAGUAUCCCAUGUAGGAUUAGAUUAGGACAGUGAUAUCGAUUUGCUAGUCGGCAAGAGCCGGG
Pisolithus orientalis is the source of this 1058-nucleotide messenger RNA. RefSeq names its product YIF1-domain-containing protein. The coding region runs from base 86 to 994 and encodes 302 amino acids. Gene Ontology annotation, cellular component: COPII-coated ER to Golgi transport vesicle; endoplasmic reticulum-Golgi intermediate compartment; endoplasmic reticulum membrane. Gene Ontology annotation, biological process: endoplasmic reticulum to Golgi vesicle-mediated transport. The record is from RefSeq and is a predicted model, not a curated record. NCBI's taxonomy places the organism in Eukaryota, Fungi, Basidiomycota, Agaricomycetes, Boletales, Pisolithaceae. The transcript is spliced from 5 exons.